Molecule: messenger RNA, 9885 nt
Organism: Engraulis encrasicolus (European anchovy)
Lineage: Eukaryota; Metazoa; Chordata; Actinopteri; Clupeiformes; Engraulidae
Gene: kdm6bb
Product: lysine (K)-specific demethylase 6B, b
Exons: 22
Coding region: 393-7358 (2321 amino acids)
Biological process (GO): regulation of gene expression; heart development
Cellular component (GO): MLL3/4 complex
Molecular function (GO): chromatin DNA binding; histone H3K27me2/H3K27me3 demethylase activity; RNA polymerase II cis-regulatory region sequence-specific DNA binding
Source: RefSeq, a predicted model, not a curated record
CUCUCUUGCUCUCUCUGUUUCUCUCUCUCUCUCUCUCUUUCUCUCUCGCACUCACUCAGUAAGCCAUUCCCUUCCUUUCUUUGUCUACAGAGGGGGAAAAGGCGAUAGAAAGGGUGUGAGAGAGAGAGAGAAAGUGAGUGAGUAAAAAGAGAGGAGAAGGAAGAGAAAAGGGGGUGAAGUGAAGGCAAAGAAAAGAAAGAAAAGGCAGAAAGGGAAGUGGGCAAGUGGACUAGACACACCGGCUGUCGAGACAAAAAAAUGAAGCCUUGAUACUACUACUACUGUUUAUCAGAGGCAGCCAGCGAGUAGUUGUGAAGCUGCAGUGCUGCUGGUGCUGCUGUAACCUCUCGAUUCUACAGUGGAGGGUUUUACACACGCAGCACUGAGGCUGGAUGUAUCACAAGACGGAGCAGUCGUCAGGCCGUAGCACAUGGGACUCCUUCCCCUCGGCUGGACUCAGCAGAGCACCAUGGGCACCAUCCACCAAUCAGCACUGGGCCCGCCCCUCCAGGUGCAAUGGGGGAAUGUACCAAUCCCAUCACAACUCCCAGAAUCACAUGGCAGGAAGGAACCACCCAAACAAAGCUCACAAUGACCGGCCGAUGGGGAUGGGUUCCCUUGGUGACCGCAUCCCUCAGCAUCCCCCUAGGGACCAGAGGCCCCCGCAGCCCUGGGAGUCACGCUACGAGCCCCAUGGCCCUCGCAGGAACCCCGACUGCCCCUCUAGCAACUACGCCAUGCGGCCUGGAGCCCCAUCACGGUAUGGGGGUCCUCAGUCUCCGCAUCAGCAGUCUCAGCAUCACCCCAAGUCUCGCCCGCCAGGAGCAGAUCGCUGGUCCCCGGGCCCCCGCCUAGGUGCCGCAUCAGCAGGGCCCGGGGGCUCCCUAAAGCGCCCUGCCCCACCUCACCCAGAGGGUCCAGGCCCGCGAUCCUCCCCCCAGCACCACACUCCUCCCCCACGCGACGACUGCCCCCAGAAGAGGAGCAAGUACAGCCCGGAGCAGGCAUUCCGUCCGAGGAUGAAUCACUUCAGCGGUCCGUCUCAGCCUCCACCUCCGCCCCGGCAGCCCUCCUCCCACGGCUCUCCCACCUGGAGCUCCCCCUACCGCAGUAGUGGCCCCUGGACACAGGGCCACAGGAGCCCCCCUCGCGACUACCAGGAACCAAGCCAGAGCAAGUCGGACAUGAACGCCCACCCCCACAGAAGCCACCUCUACCCCGCGGACUCCCCACCAUCCUACGGCCCACCCUCCCAGCCCUUCAACCCCGGCAAACAGCACCCGUCCCAGGGAUACCCACCCCACCGGCAGCCCCACCCAAACCCCCACCACAAUAACAACCACCACAACAACCACCACCACCACAACAACCACCACCACCACCACCACCAUUCCUCCAGCCAGCACGGCCACGGCCACGGCACCAGCCACAGCCGCCCUGCCCAGCGAGGACCCAAAGGGGGCAGCAACGAGCACCGCCAGGGCCCCCCCUCACCAGCAGCAGAGUCCAACACCAGCGUGCCUUACAGCCACAGCAGUCACAGCUCUCAGCAGCAGCAGCAGCACCAUCACCGCCAUGACUCGACGAGAUCCCCACCGCCACACACACCACCCAGGAGGAAUGGAGGUGACAGCAGUGACUCCCAGCGCUCUCCACCAACACCCCACACACCACCCAGGAGGCAUGUGAAUGACACCAGUGGCUACCAUACAGGGGACCGUGACACCUCGCGCUCCCCACCGCCACCCCACACCACACCCAGGAGCCAUUCGGGUGACAGCAAUGACUCCCCACGCUCCCCACCGCCACCCCACACUCCUCCACCCAGGAGGCAUUCGGGUGACAGCAGUGACCCUUCUCCCCAGCACCAUCAGCGGAGGCAGCAGAGGCACACACCACCCAGAGAGGAGUGCAGGGCACAGGCACAGGCACAGGCACGGCAUGGCAAGCACACUGCGGAGCAUAGCAGCCAUGGAUCAGAGAGGGAUCAGCUGCAUGAGAGGUCUCACACGCCCUCCAGGCACACCCCCACCCCCACCCGCACCUCGUCUCAAUCCCCAAAACCCCACCACCGCUCCCCACCCUCCAACACUGACAUCCCCAGGACCAAGACCGAAAACAACCAGAGAAGCCCCCGGCCAAAGUCUCCUCCUCCUUUGACAACACCAGGCAGAGACAAGAGAGCAAGAUCACCAUCUUCACCAUCAUCACCAUCACCUUUACCUUCACGAUUCCCAUCGUCUCCACCUUUGUCGUCUCCGUCAUCACCCGUUCCGGAGCGAAAUCAGAAGAGCCAGGAUUCUGUGAGACCUCCGUCACCUGCCGAAGAGGAGUCAGGCGCUACCUCCCGCCACCAACACCACCACCGGCGCUCCUCAGCACCAACACCACCACCACCACCAGCUGAAUUUGACCUCAGGGGUGAAAGGUCAGAGGGCACUUCCGGGUCCUCUGAAGUUCAGAAGGACAGUCCUCCGAGCUCCAAGAACGAGCCGGGUCCAGGUCCAGAUCGAGAUGCCGCGUCAGACGCAGAGAGGAGCAGCAACCACAGCCGUACAGAGAAGAGGAAACACAGAGGAGAGAGACAUCACAAGAGGAGGAGAGACGAGAGAAAGGCACACAAGGUUGAGGAGAAGGAGAAGGAGAUGUCGGUGGAAGACGCUAAGGAGGGGAAGUGGAGGAAAGGGGAGAGGGGACAGGAGGGAAAGGUGGACAAACGAGGGGAGAAGAACGGCAACAAGAGAAGCUUGUCGAGAAAGAGAGGAGAGGAAGAGAACGUGGAGAAAGUGAAGAACAAGAGCAGCAAAGAGGAAGGAGGAAGCAGGAAGGAGAAUAAGAGCAAGACAUCCUCCAGGAAGGACAAACAAGUUCAAGAGAAGAUGGAAUGCUCGCAGCAGUCUCCACGGAAACACCAUGCAGAAUCCACGGCGAAGUCCAAGCCGCACCGCGCAACGCCCAAUCAGCAGGCUUCGUCGCCAUCGCCCAGUCAGCCAUCAGCCAAUCACAAGCUGACUGAGAGCCGCAGGAAACCCGAGAAGCAAACGGAGAAGGGUAUUAAGGGCGGGGCCAAAACCACCACCAGCCAACACCAGCCAAUCACUGCAAAUACCUCAGGCAAGGUCCUCCCCCACAGGGCACCACCAGCCAAUAGCAGCAGCUGUUUGUCUCCGCACUCCACGCCCAAAGACCCCACCACCGCCACUGCCCCGAAAAGGGGCACCACAGAGGGACCAACUCAUCACCUUCCUGUGAGGGACUCGUCUCAAACCACCACCAGCAGCAGCAGUGGACAGACCAGACAAGCCCAGACGCCCAAACCCACCAGCACAGAGAGCAGCUCUCUGAAGAAUGGGCGUCCCUCCUCCUCCUCCUCCACUGCCCGACCGCCCUCCCCAUCACACCCAUCCACCAGCACUGAGAACAGCUCCCUGAAGAAUGGACCUCCCUCCUCCUCUUCCUCUUCCUCCUCCUUGUCCUCCUCCUCUUCUUCUUCCUCCUCCAUCCACCAUCCACCUUCUCCAUCACUCCCCUCCACUAGCAGAAGCAGCUGCAGCAGAAGCAGCAGGGAAGACCCAGCAGCAGCAGCAGCAGCAGCAGCAGCUCCGCGUCCAGAGGCCCCGCAGCUGCAUCCGGCCCUGGGCUCCUUCAGCGACGACGAGGACGACCUGGGUCUCCAGGAGCCCCCGGGCAGCCCGCCCAUCCUCAGCCUGCAGGGCUCGCCCGUGUCUGUGCUCAGCGACGAGGACGAUGUGGAGAUGGAAGAGGAGAAAAUCAUCCUGCGACGGCCCAUAGUGCUGCCCAGCCCCACCUCCAGCCCCUCGCACUGCGAGGACGACGAGAACGACAGCGCCGCCCUGGAGGAUGGGAGGGUGAAAAAGGAGAAGGAGCUCAGCGCCAGCACGGAGCUGCGCCACAGCGACCUGGCAAAGUUAUACGGCGUCACGGUUACGGAGUCGAUGAAGGAGAUGGUGGAGGACGAUGAAGCGGGUGCUCCGGAGGACGGUGUGGAGAGCGAGACGAAAGACGGGAAAGGCGGGGUGAGGGCGCGACCACACCUGCACCAGAUGGGCAACGUGGGGGACGUGUUCAAGUCCCUGGCGUCUAUCGUGGGAAAUCACCGCUACACGUACAGGGGCGGGCCGUUUGGGCGUCCGCCUCCCGGCGCUCUUGUCGGGGUCAAGUACUCCUCCUCUCUGUCCCUGGGCUCCGAUAUCAGCUGCCAGGAGUCACAGAGCGCAUCAUCAUCCGCUACUCCUGCCUCCUCCGGGAUGGUGCUGUCCAACCACACUACCUCAGACCACCACCAGACACCUCAACCUGAAGCUUAUGCUGAAGCUGAAGAGAAGACCUCUGGGACCACGACGCAUGAGGAGAGAGAUGCUAAGAGACACGCACCGAAUAUUUGUGAGAGCAAACAGAAGAUGGAUGAUGACCAUGGCCUUAGCCAGGUUGACGAGGCCAUAAAAGAGGAGGAGGAAGAGGAGUCCACAGAGGAGAAGGAUGAGGAGGCACUGAAGGGGAAGGUGAAGGGCAAGCGAAACCGCAACUGUGAUGACAAGGGCGACAGCCGAAAUGCCACAGCCUCAGCUCUGACCAUCGGCAGCAAGGAGGAAGUCAAGAAGGAAGAAGAAGAGGUAGAGGAAAGUGAAGAAAAGGAAGAGGAGGAGGAGGAGGAGGAACAGAAGACAAAGAAAGGGAAGGGGAAGAAAGAAAAGACCAUGGCAUCAAAAAGGAAACAGGUCAAGAAGGAAAUAGAGGAGAUGAGAUCCCAGAAGAAGAAGAAGGAGGAGGAGGAAACGCAAACAAGGAAGAAGAAAGAAGAGGAGGAGGAGGAGGAGGAGGAGGAGGAGGAAGAGGAGAAGAAAACAAGGCCGUGUAGCCUGAAAAGAAAAAGAGAGACCAAAAAAGAAGAUGAAAAACAGCAACAGCAGCCACAGGAGGCCAAGAAGGCUAAAGUGAAAACCGAGGGAGCAAAGAAAACAUCCACUGUUCCCUCUUCUUCUUCUUCUUUUACUACUACUUCUUCAUCCUCCAAGGCUUCUUCACAACGUUCCUCCAAGGCAGUUCCAGAACAUUCCUCCAAGGCAGUUCCAGAACGUUCCUCCAAGAAGCAGCUCCAGGACAACAAGACAGAAAGGUCAAAGGUCAAGGAGAUCAGCAGCCCGAGCAAAGCAGAGAAGAGCCAGAAGAAGAGCCGAGCUGUGAAGAAGGACAAAGAAGAGGAGGAAGAAGAAGAAGAAGAAGAAGAAGAAGAGAAAGAAGAAACUGAACAACAGGAAAAACAGCAGAAAGUGGAGAAGAAGAAACAGGAGGCCAAAACGUGCAGCACUGUCAGCAGCUCCACCACCUCACCAGCCAAAGCAGAGACUGUUGCAUCAGUAUUGUCACCUUCAUCGUCAUCUUCAUCCUCCUCCUCUUCAUCAUCAUCCUCAUCGACCGUUUCAACCGUGUCAGUGACCACAACCACAGCCACACAAGCAGCUGCCACCACCAACACCACCAGCUCCACCUCCACAGCAUCUGCAUCUCCUUCCUCCUCCGCCGUCCUGCCCCAAAUCCGUCUUCCGAGCGGCCUGGGUCGGGCCAACUUCCUCAAGCUGCAGGCGCUGUCGCUAGGGCCGCCCAAGGAGCUGAAGAUACGCCUGGUCAAGGUGGAGAGUGGCGAGCGCAGCACCUUCCUGGCCUCGCAGGUGGAGAUGGAGAUGAUGGAGCAGCGCAGGAGGAGGACACCACUAGCAGAGAUCAGCAUCAGCAACACAGCAGAGGAGGUCAUACAGGCAUGCAAGUCUGCGACUGUGACAGGGAAGUUCAGAGAGUCGUAUCUGCUGCCAGCCUUCUCGGUGAAGCCCAACCUAUCAGGGAACCCUACAAUCCGGGAGAAACUCAACCCUCCCACACCAAGCAUUUAUUUGGAGAGUAAGAGGGAUGCCUUCUCCCCUGUGCUGCUUCAGUUCUGCUGCGACCCCAAAAACCCUGUCACCGUCAUCAGGGGCCUGGCUGGAUCCCUGCGCCUCAACCUGGGUCUGUUCUCCACCAAAUCCCUGGUGGAGGCCAAUGCAGAGCACCCGGUGGAGGUGCGUACGCAGGUGCAGCAGCCAGCGGAUGAGAACUGGAACACCAACGGCUCGGCCCAGACCUGGCCCUGCGAGAGCAGUCGCUCACACACCACCAUCGCCAAGUACGCCCAGUACCAGGCAUCCAGCUUCCAGGAGAGCCUACAGGAGGAGAAGGACAGUGAGGAUGAGGAUGAGGAGAAGAGUGAUGAGAAGAAGAGUGAUGAGAAGAAGAGUGAUGAGAAGAAGAGUGAUGAGAAGAAGUCUUCGUCCUCAGGUGCUACUACAUCCAACACAACCUCAGGAGUCACUAACACCAGCCCGGACCAGAAACUAACUGGAAAGAUCAUCAAAUUUGGCACCAACAUUGACCUAUCUGACCCUAAGAGGUGGAAGGCGCAGCUCGCGGAGCUGUUGAAGCUGCCAGCCUUCAUGAGAGUGAGCUCCAACGGCAACAUGCUGAGCCAUGUAGGACACACCAUCCUGGGCAUGAACACCGUACAGCUCUACAUGAAGGUCCCCGGCAGCCGCACACCAGGUCACCAAGAGAACAACAACUUCUGUUCGGUGAACAUUAACAUCGGGCCGGGCGACUGCGAGUGGUUUGCUGUGCACGAACACUAUUGGGAGGCUAUCAAUGACUUCUGUGAGAAGCAUGGUGUGGACUAUCUGACGGGCUCCUGGUGGCCGGUGCUGGAGGACCUGUAUAAGACCAACAUCCCGGUGUACCGCUUCAUCCAGCGGCCGGGGGACCUGGUGUGGAUCAACGCUGGCACCGUGCACUGGGUGCAGGCCGUCGGCUGGUGCAACAACAUCGCCUGGAACGUGGGCCCUCUCAACUCCUAUCAGUAUCAGCUGGCUCUGGAGCGUUUCGAGUGGAACGAGGUGAAGAAGGUCAAGUCCAUCGUGCCCAUGAUCCAUGUGUCCUGGAACGUGGCUCGCACCAUCAAGAUCAGCGACCCCGAUACGCAUAAGAUGGUCAAGCAUUGCCUGCUCCAGUCCCUGAAGCACAUCCAGAUCCUGCGAGACCAGCUGGUGGCCAGCGGCAAGAAGAUCUCCUACCAGAGCCGCGUCAAGGACGAGCCGGCAUACUACUGCAACGAGUGUGACCUGGAGGUGUUUUGCCUGCUGUUUGUGACCACUGAGAGCAGCAGCAGGAAGACGUACGUGGUGCACUGUGAGGACUGCGCUCGCAAGCGCAACAGCAGCCUGUCUGGGGUAGUGAUCCUGGAACAGUACCGCAUCGAGGAGCUCAUGCAGAUCUACGACAGCUUCUGUGUGACGCCAUUGCCGAGCUCCAAGUGAGGUCUGGAACAUCGUCCUCGGACCUCGGGUGGGUUUCUCGACAGCGUCAUUUCUAACCAAAGUUAGCAACUUACUUGGUUGCAAUGGGAUUUUCCUUUCUUAACCUACCAAGUUGCUAACUGGUUAGCAACGAUGCUUUCAAGAAACUGGAUCCAUCCUGGUUCUCAGCAGCCGAAAAGCAGCUAAACUACGACAACCCUCAGCUCCUCUGACCUCCGACCUCCAACCUCUGACCUGGGGAGUAUUCCAAUAACACUGUUAAGUGAUAAACCUUGCUUAGUUAACCUACAAAAAGGGGUAAACCUGCUAAUAGAUGACCUGGUGUCAUUCAUUUUAGAAAAUGAAGACUCCAGGUCCUUCUAUUAGAUGAUUUACCACAACUUAAAGGUUGAUUUAGCCUGUGUGACUACUGAGCCAGGGGUGUGUUCCUCGACAGCGUCGUUGCUAACUAAGUCAGCAACUUUCUUGGUUGCAGUGCAAUUUCCCAUUGGCAACCUGCUAAAUUGCUAAAUGGUUAGCAACGAUGCUUUCGAGAAACGGAGACCAGGUUCUUGGAAUACUCCCCCUGCUCCCACAACAACCACUACUGCUGUGUCUCCUCGAGCAGCCAGUCAAAACAAACAAACAAACAAGCAAAACAGGCAUGUUUACUCCGCAUUGUUUACAUAAACAGCACAAACAUCAGCAGACGAUACCCUCAGCUUAGUUCCACUGUCUUCCCCACCCUCUCCGUCGGCUGUACUUCUUGAUCAGACGCAAUCUGGGUCACGAUCGGAAUGACUUUGAUGAUAUUCUUGCUGGGGAAAACCAUACCGGACUUGGGGGAAAAAAUGUGAAUUUGUGUGUCGGAAUUUCAUAUCAGGUCAACAAAAAAACAAACCAAUGGAAACUGCUGUGACUACACAAGGUGUAAGGACAUCAAAAAAUACAAUACAAAAAAAGAACAAAGAAAUAGCAAAAUAAAGCUAAACAAGAUGCCGAACACGUGCAUUUUAUUCAGGUACAAGUCAACUCCUUACGUUCCUCUUAUGCAAAUCUGACAGAAUCAUGAGCAGUCUGGUUAGCGCUGUGUCUGGGAGUAAGGCAAGGCAGCUGUGUGAGUUUGGUAGCGUCCCGCAAACCGUCAGGGGACUCUUUUUGUCAACGAGCGACGUAACGUCACCUCGACAACAUCGCUCUAUCUCUUUAUACCUAAGGAUGAUAACUCCUUUCACAGUGUGAAGUUCUUUUUUCAUAUCUUUUUUUCUGGUCAUUGUUUUUUUUAAAUAUAUAUUCUUAAUUGGGUGCUACUUUCAUUGUUUAUUGAUUUUGUUUUUAUUUAUUUGUAUGGUAAUGGCAUAGACUUCUUUCUAACAGCCUAGACUUAUUACACCAUUUUGGCCUUGUGAAACAUGUAUUUAGAUAAAAAACAAAAAGGUGAUUAAAAAAACACACACAGCUAAAACAGUGUCAUUUUUUCUAAAGCAUUAAGAAUAAAAAAGUGAAAUAUAUAUCUAAGUUUCUCUGAGUUCUCAAAAAGAUACGGGUUUGCUUGAAGGCUGAAUUUAGUUGUUUUUUGUUGUAAAGAAACCAUGUGUGUAUGUGCAGUGGAUCGUUUUGUAUAAUCCUAAAUCAUUCCUGCUCUAGCAGAGAUUGUCACACACGUAUUUGCAAUGCUAUUAAUUAAUUAAUGAAUUAAUUAUCAAAAUGGUGCUUUUUCACUUUGUGUUUAAUUUUCAUUUGCUUUUCACAGUACUUGGCUUUGUGUUUGGGAAAAAACAACAGAUUUUUUCCUGUGUGUGUGUGUGUUUUAUUUAUUUUAAUUUCAGGGUUUUGUAUGUCGGUUUGUUAGCCGCGUGUAUUUAUUGAACAUCAGUGGUGCUCCUUUUAAAUAUAAUACGGGGGAUUACGGAUUGACAGAUGAUUUUUUUAAGUUUUUAUAUGAUCCCUUCUUUCUGUGCAGAGGUUUAAAAACCAAGAGGGGGGAGUCAGAUUUUAAAAUGGUGCUCGAUCCCCCUCUCCUCGUCUGCAAUGACAUGUACAUUAAAUGAACUAUAGAUGACAGAGGGGAGCUAUUACGUUCUCUUUCUCACUCUGUCUCAACUGGUUGGUGCUUAGAACCGGAGUCAGUGCUCACUCAGUAUGUAUGAAUGGAAUGUGUUUGUAUUGUAACAUGAUGACUUUGUUUCCUCCACUCCUUCUUGGAUUUUCACAUAAUUGUAAACUUGUGCUUUAUUAUUCUGAAAAAUUAUCAUGAAUACUAUUGUUGUAAUAUGAAUGAUUAUUAUGAUUAUUAUUAUGAUUAUUAUUAUUAUUAUUAUUAUUAUACAAACACAAGGAAAAAAAAUUGGAGUGUUUUAUUGCGUCUGUUGCCUUUUUAUUUUUGUUUCUUUUGUUCCUCAUUUUCAAGGUAGCAUUAAACCUCCUUUAUGCUCUUAUUUAUGCUGUAUUGUUCUACAAUGUCUAAUCAUACAACAAGACAAACUGAGCCAGACCUGUCUUCAACACUCUGUGUUUUUGAUUAUUGAUUACAAACAAAAAUAAAUAA